Molecule: messenger RNA, 525 nt
Organism: Trichoplax adhaerens
Lineage: Eukaryota; Metazoa; Placozoa; Uniplacotomia; Trichoplacea; Trichoplacidae
Exons: 6
Coding region: 1-525 (174 amino acids)
Biological process (GO): signal transduction
Molecular function (GO): protein binding
Source: RefSeq, a predicted model, not a curated record
AUGCUAAGAUACUAUAAUGCGCAAGCACCAUUCAAUAAGCGAAGGGUUUCCCUCACAGAAGAUGAAGAUACACGAGCACGAUCCAAAAAGCGAAGGGUUAUAUCAAAAGGAGAUGAAGGCAAUCAAGAUGAACUACAAACUCAAAUUCAAACUCAAAAUACAAGACAAGAUAACAAUCAGCAAAGCUAUCAUCAACCGCAACAAGUCCAACAGAAACAUCAAAUACCAAUAACCUCGAGUAGACAAGAAGAACUUUUUAGGACGUACUUCGACAUGAUCGCUACGAAACUUCCUAUAAGUAAAUUAUUUCAAUUGGGAAUUUCAUUACAUUUAACAUAUAAUGAGAUAAAUGAAAUUGUAUCAAGCACUAAAAUUGAUAGUGAUUACGAAAAAAAAUAUCGAGUACUAGAGUUGUGGAAGCAAAAGAAAGGCCAAGAUGCUGAUCAUAAGGAAGUAAUUUCAGCAUUACGUAAGGUUGGAGUCAACGACAUAGCAGAUCAAAUCGAAUUAAUAUUGAAAGAGUGA